This is a messenger RNA of Myotis myotis, 9538 nucleotides long. It is a transcript of the gene CLCN5, whose product is annotated as chloride voltage-gated channel 5. Gene Ontology annotation, cellular component: membrane; early endosome; synaptic vesicle. The coding region runs from base 554 to 3004 and encodes 816 amino acids. Lineage: Eukaryota; Metazoa; Chordata; Mammalia; Chiroptera; Vespertilionidae. The record is from RefSeq and is a predicted model, not a curated record. Gene Ontology annotation, molecular function: voltage-gated chloride channel activity. Gene Ontology annotation, biological process: chloride transport; transmembrane transport. The transcript is spliced from 15 exons.
UCCCGCCGCCACCAGAGCUGGCAUCGCCCCCUCCCCGCUUGCCCAAGGUGUGGGGAGAGGGCCCCCGCCAGGGCGCGCAGGCGCAGACGUCAACUGUGCUUGGCCGAUACUUGGCAAGGCGCCCGUCACGUGAGCCGCGCGCCCGCUCUGCUCCCUCUCCUCCCAGCAGGGCUGUGAAUGAAGCUCAGCCGGCUACGUGGGGCGCUAGCUCAACUUGGUGUUCUGGGCGCCAGAGCCAACUGAGCGCCCGGCCCGCCAGCCGCGGACACGGGCUCCACCGCUCCAGAUCUCGGCGACAGAGCAAAUCAGUUUCCUGGACUGCCAAGUGAAGCUGUACAUGUGCGCCUGAUAACGUCAGUGUAAGCUACCUCGACUAAGUGAAGGAAAUCCAGAAGUGUGGAGCAUAAAAGCCAGGUUGGGGCUUGAACAUCUGUCAUAAAGUAAGACCAUACUGCUGCUGUUCCAUCUAUAUCCCGUUAAGGCCUCCCUACAAAACUGGGGUGCUCUGGGAAACUCAGGCUGUGACCCCAACGUGGGAGUGGAUAGGAUCAACAUGGCCAUGUGGCAGGGAGCCAUGGAUAAUAGAGGCUUUCAGCAGGGAUGUUUCAAUAGCUUCCAGAGCAGCUCCAGUGAUGAAGACUUGGUGGACAUACCAGGGACAGCUAUGAAUUUCUCCCUGAGAGAUGAUGUUCCUCCCUUAGAUGGAGAAAUAGAAGAGGACAAGUCAUACAAUGGUGGAGGAAUAGGUUCUUCAACUAGGAUGAUGGAUUUCUUGGAGGAGCCAAUCCCCGGUGUGGGAACCUAUGAUGAUUUCAAUACAAUUGAUUGGGUGAGAGAGAAGUCUCGAGACCGGGAUAGGCAUCGAGAGAUUACCAAUAAAAGCAAAGAAUCAACAUGGGCCUUAAUUCACAGUGUGAGUGAUGCUUUUUCUGGCUGGUUGUUGAUGCUACUUAUUGGGCUUUUAUCAGGUUCCCUAGCUGGCUUGAUAGACAUCUCUGCUCAUUGGAUGACAGACUUAAAAGAAGGUAUAUGCACAAAAGGAUUGUGGUUUAACCAUGAACACUGUUGCUGGGACUCUGAUCAGGUCACUUUUGAAAACAAAGACAAAUGCCCAAAGUGGAAUAGCUGGUCUCAGCUUCUCAUCAGCACAGAAGAGGGAGCCUUUGCCUACAUAGUCAAUUAUUUCAUGUACGUCCUCUGGGCUCUACUGUUUGCCUUCCUUGCCGUGUCUCUUGUCAAGGUGUUUGCACCUUAUGCCUGUGGCUCUGGAAUCCCUGAGAUAAAAACUAUCUUGAGUGGUUUUAUUAUUAGGGGCUACUUGGGUAAGUGGACCCUGAUUAUCAAAACCAUCACGUUGGUGCUGGCAGUGUCUUCUGGCUUGAGCCUGGGCAAAGAGGGCCCUCUAGUGCACGUGGCUUGCUGUUGUGGGAACAUCCUGUGCCACUGCUUCAACAAAUACAGGAAGAAUGAAGCCAAACGCAGAGAGGUCUUGUCGGCUGCAGCAGCAGCUGGUGUAUCUGUCGCCUUUGGGGCACCUAUUGGCGGAGUAUUAUUCAGCCUUGAAGAGGUCAGCUACUAUUUCCCCCUCAAAACACUGUGGCGUUCAUUCUUUGCUGCCUUGGUGGCAGCAUUUACCCUACGCUCCAUCAAUCCAUUUGGGAACAGCCGUCUGGUUCUAUUUUACGUGGAGUUUCACACCCCAUGGCAUCUCUUUGAGCUUGUGCCAUUCAUUCUGCUGGGCAUAUUUGGUGGUCUGUGGGGAGCUUUAUUUAUCCGCACAAACAUUGCCUGGUGUCGGAAGCGUAAGACCACCCAAUUGGGCAAGUAUCCUGUCAUAGAGGUACUUGUUGUGACAGCCAUCACUGCCAUCCUGGCUUUCCCCAAUGAAUACACCCGAAUGAGCACAAGUGAGCUCAUUUCUGAACUAUUUAAUGACUGUGGCCUUCUGGACUCCUCUAAGCUCUGUGAUUAUGAAAACUAUUUCAACUCAAGCAAGGGUGGUGACCUGCCUGACAGACCUGCUGGUGCGGGAGUCUACAGUGCCAUGUGGCAGCUGGCCUUGACACUCAUAAUGAAAAUUGUCAUUACUAUAUUCACCUUUGGCAUGAAGAUCCCUUCUGGUCUCUUUAUCCCUAGCAUGGCUGUUGGUGCUAUAGCAGGUCGACUUUUAGGAGUAGGAAUGGAACAAAUGGCUUAUUACCACCAUGACUGGGCCAUCUUUAAUAGCUGGUGUAGCCAAGGAGCUGACUGUAUCACUCCUGGCCUUUAUGCGAUGGUUGGGGCUGCAGCCUGCUUAGGUGGAGUGACUCGGAUGACUGUUUCUCUGGUUGUCAUAAUGUUUGAACUAACUGGUGGCUUGGAAUACAUUGUGCCUCUGAUGGCUGCAGCAAUGACAAGCAAAUGGGUGGCAGAUGCUCUUGGGCGGGAAGGCAUCUAUGAUGCCCACAUCCGUCUCAAUGGAUACCCCUUUCUUGAAGCUAAAGAAGAGUUUGCUCAUAAGACCCUGGCAAUGGAUGUGAUGAAACCCCGGAGAAAUGAUCCUUUGUUGACUGUCCUUACUCAGGACAGUAUGACUGUGGAAGAUGUAGAGACCGUAAUCAGUGAGACCACUUACAGUGGCUUCCCAGUAGUGGUGUCCCGGGAGUCCCAAAGGCUUGUGGGUUUUGUCCUCCGAAGAGAUCUCAUUAUUUCAAUUGAAAAUGCUCGUAAAAAACAGGAUGGAGUUGUGAGCACGUCCAUCAUUUAUUUCACUGAGCAUUCUCCUCCAAUGCCACCAUACACUCCACCCACUCUAAAGCUUCGGAACAUCCUGGAUCUCAGCCCCUUCACUGUGACUGACCUUACCCCCAUGGAGAUCGUUGUGGAUAUCUUCCGCAAGCUGGGACUGCGGCAGUGCCUGGUUACACACAAUGGGCGACUGCUUGGAAUCAUUACCAAGAAGGAUGUGUUAAAGCAUAUAGCACAGAUGGCGAACCAAGAUCCUGAUUCCAUUCUCUUCAACUAGAAUGAAAGGAUUGUGCUGGAUACAAAACAGGAAGGACAUUGCAGACCGUGGAUAUAUUUUAUUAACUGGGUACCCAAAACACAUUUCCCAUAUCUGGAUGGUGAAGUUAUAUUAGUGUGUUGUCUCUUUCCUACAAGUUAACCAGUUGCACUACAUAAUAAUUUCUGGAAGUUAAUCUCUUUAGGAGAAAAUGCAGUUAGACUUCUGUGAUGUUGCAUUACAAAGAUUUCAUGAAAGAGUAAAUAAGAUUGCUAUGGUUUAAUUCUUUUUCUUUUUUUAAAAGAUUUUUUAAAAAUUUAAAACGAUUGUUAGCCAAUAUGCAAUCACUGAAAACUAUGCAAGGAAAAUGUUGACCGUCCUAACUGAUAGCCUGCAGGAAACUCAUGAAAAAGUCACUUUUUUGGGACUCUAACUAUCAUUGGUGGAAGAUGAAGUGUAAACUAAGGGGCUUUGCUUUUCCAAUCACAGAAAAGAAAGCCAGAAGGAAAAUAGUAAUGGCAUUUUCCAGACUGUGAAAAUUCAGUUCAAAUGUUAUCUUGCUCCUGUUACAAUAUUUAGCAUUAUUAGUUUGUGUGUAUAUGUGUAUGUUAAUUUUAAUACCUGAUUAUAAGACAAUGCUGCUUUGGUUAAUCUCUAAAUGAAUUUAGAGAGGUUGAUUUUACGGCUUGCUUGUUCCUGGUACUCUUUUGAAGUGCACAAAGAUAAGUUAUAGAGCUUUCUCCUUGUCUGCUCUAAGAAGGGUAAUUUUCCAGAUGGUAUUUGUUUGCUAGUAGACAAGGACUUUGCCAUGCAUUUAUUAGUAGCAAGGAAUGAUUUCUCCAGAGGAAUGAUUAGUGAAGUUCUAAGUAAAGUCAAUGACUAGGAACUUUAAAUUUUGUGAGGUUCCAACUCAUUCUCUUACCCAGAUGCCACCUCCAUGAGUGAUGGUGCUUUAGGCUUCUGGAAUAUGUAAGAAUAUUCUGCAUACUGGUAAACUAGGGAAGAUUCAGAGCUGUAUCUGCAUUCUCAUGCAUUCCUUCAUAAAGACCACCAGUACUAAAAUAACUGGACACCCAUGCCUCCUCUUAGUGUGAAGUACGUAGAACAGGCCAGUAUUGUUCCUGUGAACAUGAAUUUAGGCUCUGGGUACUUUCAAAUAUAUUCAAGGCAUUGAAACAGAAUAGGCAGUUGUGACUCCCUUGCAGCUCCUUAGAAUUCUGAAUGAAAUGCAGAACCAUCCAAAGACCCAAGAGUGUGGAUAAGGCCUGGUAACACCAAAGGUGCUCGCAUCCAAUUGAAAAGGUGCCUGUCUGAAUUUCCUACCACUUUAACUGCAGUAGAAAACAUCACAGUCUAGGGACACCUGGUGGAAUUACAGAGCCACCACCAUCAUUCCGAUCAUGGUUUCAUUUUCUACAGUAUUACCCACGUGUAGUUGUUCCCCCUCAAUUCUUUGCCCCUUCCCACUCCUCAGUCCCAAGUUAAUCAUUCCUAUUACAAAAAAUAAUUCCCAGGGCUAGUUAAAUUAUAAACCAAGCCUCAGUAAUCUUUUGGCACAUGGACCAGAGGUAACACACAGCCGUUGGCUCUGUUCUAUAACCCAGUCACUGUUACCAUGCCUCAGUUUCCACACCAAUGCCCACAGCAGUGAGACUUAACUGCCAGGGGUGAAAGUUCAGCCUUUCCCAUUUUACAAGUCUGUUCCCAGUGCUUCUCUCCAUCCUUCUAGCCUGGAAUCAGCAGUCACUCAGCAUGUCCUUCCCAGCCCUCCACCUCCCUUCCCCAAACACUUCAUACCUCAUUUUAAAGCUGCUGAUCCCAGAGUCUAAGCUUUUUUUAACCCUUAGUUCUUAUCUUUCCCAAAUAUGAAAUUAUAUUAUUAUCUAGAACUAGGUAGUCAAGGCUUAAUUUUACUUUGUUCUUUAAAAUAUCAAAGCAGUCCAGAGUUUCUUAUUUUAAGUAUAUCACUCUAGCAUUUUAAUGAAAACGAAAAAACUCUAGGAUAUAUUUUAUGAUAGUCAUAACUCAGCAACUUUACAUCUUUCGUCCCUUCCAUAUUACUGAUUCACUUGCAUGAGAUGUGGCUAUUUUGCCUGACCACCCCUUUACAUUGUGUAGAAAUCAAAGUUCUUAUCUGUAAAUUUAUGGAUCAUUGCCUAUCUUAUUAGCUACCAAACUAAAGUUUGCAAAACAGGAAAUGUUAGUUUUUCUGGUAUUUGGUGACAAUGAAAGAUUUGGUUGUAUUUCAUAGUGCAGCAGCGAUAUGGAGGGACUUCUAAGUUUGCCUUUGUGUUUCUUCUAGGCUCCGUUUAUAAUUUUAGACAGAUGAGCCAGUGUUAAGGUGCUACUUCAGAGACUAAAUUCAAGAAAUCAGAUAACACUGUGCCAAGGUAAACUUUUAGAUGCUAAGAACCGAUUGGCCCUCCAGAGAAUAAUAUCCCUUUGAUACCUCACUCCUGAUAAGUUUCAUCCAUUAACCUCAGCUUCUCAGGAAUCCAUGUAACUCAUAUGCUAGAAGUAGCUAUAAUGUAUGGUAUGCAUUAUAUGUCAAAUCCUAUGGUUUGGCUCAAAGGUUGGCUAAUUGCAGCUAGAGCUCCCUGCUAGACUGCUAACUCAGCACUUCACCACUCAAGAGUUUCUUGUCUUGAGGCAAAGGAGAAUGUUCUUUCUGACAUUGCUAAUUCAGCAGUUGGACACACUUAGCCAGCAAACAAAGCUGAAUUAGGGAGGCCUGUCAGAUGUCCACAGGCCUCAGUGGCAAAAGACAAGAUAAUCUAUGAUUUAAAAAUGAAUAUGAAUUUAAACUAGUCUAGUUUGGUAUUAACAAAAGGAAAUUGCCCGACACAAGAGAAGGAUUUACCAAAAAAAUGCCAAUAAGCACUUCAGGAUUUUCCGAGGAAUAAUAUCCAGUCAUGAAAGGAAUGAAAAUCUAUAGAUUUGUAAAAGUCUGCUAUAUUUUGUAUCUUCAGAUCUUUAAUGUAAAAAAUUAAUGAACCUCAAGCACUUAAUGGAUGAUUAGUUAUACCAUUAGAGGGAAGAAUUAGGGGACUGAAAAUGCAAAAUAAUGGCCAUUCUCAAGAUCAUUUGUAUUUAGAAGUUUGUUCAGAUACUUUGCUCUUUUCUGGCUCUGGCCUCCUUCUGGCUCAGCCCAGCUGUGGAGCAGAGGUGGUAUAGUCCAUAGAACAGAUAUCCUCUGGUGUAUAAUCUGACACUGACAAUACUUUGGAUUUGCCAGCUGGCAGAAUAAAUGAUUAAUUUGCUGAUUUAACUACAAAGCACUUCAAUUGUUUUUGGUACCAAGGGCUGAAUCCGAAUGCUUUACAGAAAGAACAGAGCACAGUAUAAAUUUCUCUAGCCAGCCUUCAAUUGUGUUUAAACAUGAGGAUGAUAAAGUAAUGGAGACUUAGUGUGGUCUAAGACUGCGAAAUAAUUCUCAAUCAUGUUAUGAACCUGUUCAGGUGUGGGGGAAGCAAAUAUGUUUUUAAAAACUUACCAUAUAAUAGAGUCCAUCAUGGGACAUAAUUGUUGCUCUAUGUUUUAAGUAUUUAAAUCACCUAUCCCAUUUGAGUCUUGAUCUUGGUUUGUUUUGUUUGGUGAUAAGAAGAAAAGUGUACUUGUUACCCUGCAGUAUCUUUUUAAAAUCAUAAGGAGUGCAAUUUUUGAAGCUGAGUUUUUAAUGAUUGUGAAGACAAUAUAGAGAAUUUGAAACAACCAGUGUGUUUUAUAUUGCCAAAGUACUUACUGAUGACUGACCACAUUGUACUGUGAAUUAUUGACUUACCUGCAUUGGAUCAGAGCCAAAUACAUGCAAUCCAUCAGUUCAGAGAAAGCAGGAGAGCAUCUUCCACGGCAGUGCACAGAGUAUUGAGCUCUUGAAAACCCUGAGAAAAAUUAGGAAUUUAGAAAGUAAAGGGGAGGUUGACUAUUGAGUCCUUUAAAAAAUAGAUGUCUAUAUAUGUGCUCUGAAUAUCCUAAAACCUUGACUUUUUUAAAACCAUCUCUGAGAUUGCUUGGAUUCCCUUUGGAGAGGGAAUGGAGAGUUAUGGCAGUGGAAAAGCCCUAGUAAGAAAAAAAUAUGAGUUUAUGUAAGAUGGUGGAAGGAAGGCCAGCCACACAUCUUGGCAUUUAUAAACUGCUUGAUCAUGUGCCCCAAGGGAAAAAAAAGUCAAAUAGUCUUCCAAAGACCAGGCCUUCCAAGCAAAAGUAUUUAGCUAGAGUGAGUCUACUUUUAUGGAAAGGGCUGACAUAAGACAAGACAUCUGCUUUUAAACGUGGGGAGCCACUACUGCCAUUGCCUAAAUGAUAAGCUUUAGGGAGAUUUCCUUGAAUUUUGAUAACAAAAUAUUUUUAAAUCUAUAUUUUAGCCUCCCCAGUAUAUACUUAUUUAUAUUAGAAAGAAAAAUGUGAGGGUUUCUCAGAUCAGAGCUCAGGGAGCUGUGUAAAUUUGAUAGGAAAUCAGUGUAGUAUACCUGUGGUGACCACAGGACUUUUUCUCUGGUUCAAUUUCAGUUGUUUGCUCCGAGGAGAGUUCUUAGAAUAGCAGGUGUUAGCAAAUUCAGGUUAUUCCCCAAACAUUUGCUGGCCAGGGUCUCAUUUCAUAACAUCUGGUCCUGGGUAAAGUUUUCAAGUGAUGUAGGGAACAAAAUUGGUUUUUCCACUGUGUAAUCUGAUUUUUGCCAGAUCACCUAAGAAAGAAAGAAAGUAUUUGAUGUGCAGAGUUUGCGUUUCUUGCAUGGAGCUUAUUGGGUCACUCAGCCCAACCCUGCAGUCAUAAAUUCCUACCUCUAAGUUCCUGCCAAAGGGUCUUCAGCCUAUCUUUGCACACUCAUUGAAUGAAUGCCUUGCUUAAAGAAGGCAUGUGAGACUAUAAAAUUAUGAGGAUUUUAAAAAAUGAUCUUUGCCUCUCUCUCUUCCUUUUAUCCCACCCUCACCCCUUCUUGCCCCCCCCCCCGCCUCUCUCUCUCUUUCUCUCCUUCCUCCCUUAAGUUCAAAAUUUUCUCAAUUGUUACAAGCAUAUUGUUUCAAAUGUGGACCUUGGAGAAAGGAGAGGAUCAUUCUGAAAACAGAAUAGAAGAUAAUUUUGACUUGAUGGGGCCAAUGGCCCUUUGUUCCACUGCAGGGGCAAGCUAGUGGUAUUUAUUGGGAGUGUCAAGGGCUUUAGCAUCCUGAAGGCAUAUAUAUGAAGUAUUCAUUGAUAAACCUUAUUAUUAUGUACUAGUCCAAAUCUAUUGAAAGUCAGAGACAGUCUAGGAUUUGGUAAGUGAAAUGCCACCUGGCAAAAUGGGGACAAGGGAGUGGCCUGAGACGGUUUUAUCAAGGCAGGAAUCUUCAGCCUCAUUAUCAUACUGAGUGUACCUCAAAAUAUAUUGACAUUCAAGAGUGUUCCUUUCCCCUCCUCCAUUUUACUUUAUCCCUUAUCCCUCUUUUCUCUCCCAUUGUCCUGCCUUUUUAGUACUAGCUUUUUAUUAAGUAUUUACUUUUUUAUUAUAUAUUUGUUCCUUUGGGACUAUGUAAUGAUUAAGAAUAUAUUUCAUUCUAGAUAAAAAAUGAUGUGCUUAAUAUUUUGUUCUUUUAAACUGUCUUUUGAAGCUAUGCUGCUAACCAGGUACAGGCCAGAAAGGAGUUGAGCCUGAUAGACAGCACCCAGGUCAUAUCACUUAAGGAUGACAUUGAUGUCAUGAUGACAUUGAUAUCAGUCUUCUUCAUUUGACCAAGGCCAACAUCAUGCUCUUACCUCUGUCCAUUCAUCUCUGGCUAUGGGAGAAAUACCACCCUUUGGGUGAGCCAAUGAGGCCAGGAGGAUCAGAGGGUUCUAGCCCAUGGGCCACUAUAGGAAUAUCUCUGUAAUAAGCUCAUUCAUAGGACCGGCUCCAGCUAUGGUAGCCAAAGAAAAUCUGACUAAACAUUUUAGUUUAUAAGAGUUGGUAGAAGUUUAACUGAAGCUAAUGUAUAGACAUCAACUAGGCAACCAAAGCUAAUGUAGCCUGAGUUUCCACAGGAAGCUGAGCUGUUCAGAGUGUUUAUUUAUCUGAAUGUUGCCAACCCUUAUAGUCACGCUUUCUUAGCUUUAUUCUAACUUUUAGAGAUGUUGGUCCCUGUUCAUAGGUACAGCCUGUACCAAAGCUGUGAGUCACUGCUCACUUCAUUCUGCUCCUUGAUCAUGCAUAGCAACAGUCUAAAAAGGAAGACAUGGGCUGGGGAGUUAUUUAUUCCCUAUGCUUCUACUAACUAGCCUCGAGAUCUUAACCGUUCUGUGCCUCAGUGUUCCCAUCUGUAAAAUGGGGAUAGUGUUAAUUGCCCUACCUACCUCACAGGGUUGUUGUGAGGAUAAAUUGAGACAAUGAAUGGAAAGUACUUUGACUAGUAAGUGCUAUGCAAAUUGUAUGAAAUGGAAAUAAUCAUGUUAAAGGCAAUGGAAUGGACAUUGGCAGAAGGGUUAAUGGGAUUGUCUAGUCCUUUCUCUGUGUGGCUUAAACCCAGGUUGCCAUUGCUUUAUACAUUUCCACUUAGCACAGAUUUGUAAUUAUGCAUGUAAUAAAGCACAGCCUUAUCCAA